This is a messenger RNA of Gallus gallus (chicken), 1351 nucleotides long. RefSeq lists its product as uncharacterized. Lineage: Eukaryota; Metazoa; Chordata; Aves; Galliformes; Phasianidae. The record is from RefSeq and is a predicted model, not a curated record. The transcript has 7 exons. The coding region runs from base 1 to 855 and encodes 284 amino acids.
AUGGCUGCGGCGUGGAGCGCUCCCCGCCCGCGCGACGGCCUCGGGACCACGGGCUCGGAACGCCGCAGGGCCCGGGGCCGCCCGCGCAUAAUCACCGCCACCGCCCAGGAGAAGGGCAGCCGAGGGCUCCCGGCCGGGCUCGAGCCGCCGCCGCGCGGAGGCGGUGAGAACGGGAUCGGCGUCGCGGCGGAGAGCGCGAGUAGGGGAUGUGCGUCCGGCGGGCCGCGGUCUGAGAGAGGCGAGCGGUCACAGCUGAGCGCGGGCCGGCGGCAGUCGCGGCGGCUCCUCCCUCCCGCGGGUGCCUCUCCCGCCCGCUCUGGGUGUCGCUACGGUAGUCGCCGCUCGGGCCUCCGCCGCCAUCUCCCCGCCCCCGCUCCGGUCCCACCGCCACGGCCCGAGCGCAACAGCGGCCCCGCGGCGGAGGAAGGGGGAGGGAGCGGAGGCGGGGCCGGCCGCGGAGGCGCCCAUUGGCCGCGGCUAAGGGAUAGCACGGAAAUGACGUUAGAGGAGGAGGCGGUUCCGCCCCCACAGCUCCGGGGGCGCCGUGUCAAGGUUCCCCGUCGAAGACGCGCAGAGGGGGCGUGCCGGGUGAAGGGGGUGGGCCGGGCGUUGUGCGCAUGCGCGGCGGUGCGUGGCGCUCUUCCUGCGACGCGUGGUGGCGGCGCAUGCGCAUGUGGCAAAGCCAAAGACGGUGCCAGGCCUGGCCGUAUCUCAGGAUGCUGUCCUGCUAGAGGUUUCACUCAAAAUAGCCCUCUUUGCAGCAAGCCUGCAGUUCAGGAAAUGAAGAAAUUUACUGGCAGCGGAGCACCAGAGAAGAUUUUUCAUCUUGAUAAAGAGAUCUGGGAGUUCCUUUGAACUGCGGUGUCCCCCUAAAAGUCCAAUUGUAUGCAUAUUACCUAGUUCCCUUCAAAGAACAUGGCCUCUUGCCACAGCUAAGGCACUUGUGUAGACUCAGAAGUACACUAAAUUAUCUCUGACAGAAUACUGAUGUGCACAUGGCACUGGCAGUGCCCUCUACAGGCUUUUAUCUGUCAUGCCUGGUAAUUCAGGCCACCUCUACUAUCAACACACAACGUUUUCAAGGAGAACAGUGGUGGAAAGUGAUGGACAUUUGUUCUUAUGCUCAAUGCUUAGACAAUGCCUUCUGUAAGGCAUUUCACGGCAGAGGCUCCACCCACAUCCUAAGGACACAGCAGUAUUGUAACAUUGGUCCUAAUGAUGAGAAUGAAAGGCAGCCCACUUCCUCUCACCUGAAACCACACAGAGCUGCAUUUCCAGCCACAGCACUGUCAGGAUUUGGAACAUUUUCUCUGGUUGAUCUGCAAUAAAAGAAUUGCAACUUAACUUACAA